Molecule: messenger RNA, 871 nt
Organism: Nematolebias whitei (Rio pearlfish)
Lineage: Eukaryota; Metazoa; Chordata; Actinopteri; Cyprinodontiformes; Rivulidae
Gene: msrb1a
Product: methionine sulfoxide reductase B1a
Exons: 4
Molecular function (GO): peptide-methionine (R)-S-oxide reductase activity
Source: RefSeq, a predicted model, not a curated record
GGAAGUUAUGCACUCUGUUUCUGCGCGGCUCAGUUGCAGCAGAUAAACCUGCAGCGAUGUCGUUUUGCUCUUUCUUCGGCGGGGAGGCCUAUAAAGACCAUUUUAAACCAGGGAUCUAUGUGUGUUCUAAGUGUGGACACCAGCUGUUCUCCAGCUGCUCCAAAUAUGAGCAUUCCUCUCCCUGGCCGGCGUUCACAGAGACCAUCCUCGAGGACAGUGUGUCCAAACAUAAGGAGAGCCGACCUGGGGCAUACAAGGUGCGCUGUGGAAAGUGUGGAAACGGACUGGGUCACGAGUUUGUGAAUGAUGGGCCAGCCAAAGGUCUGUCCCGCUUCUGAAUAUUCAGCAGCUCACUGAAGUUCGUCCCUAAAGAUAAGGUUGACGGACAGUAAGGUGAGCUGACGACAGAAGGGAUCAGACGUGUCUCUUUGCUGCUGAAGUGUGGACAGCGUAUGAUGGAUUCUGGGACAAAGUCCUUUCAGGGAACUCCAGGACUCUGAUGAAUAAUGACCUCACUGGACAGCAAGAGAACAAUUGUACUAUGCAGCAACAAGACGCACAAAUCACACCCUCCCUGCCUCAUUGCUUUUACACUGAUCAACACUGCAACAAAGGAAUUUAAAAAAAGACAGAUUCGUUUAAGUUUGUGGGUUACUUUAGAUUAAAUUGUGUCUCUACUUUUUAUUAGCCUUUCAGAGAGAAAAAGCUCGUAAAGGUACAUCCAAGAAUUGAAAUACUUUUUUAAAUGCUGGUGAAAGAAGAAAAGCACUUUUAAAAAUGUAUAUUUUAAAGCACGAUUGUAACAUAUCAUUAUAAAACAAGCUCUUCAGUUUAUUCUUAAAGAAGUCAAAUAAAUAUAUUUUAACUUAAA